Molecule: messenger RNA, 1347 nt
Organism: Colletotrichum godetiae
Lineage: Eukaryota; Fungi; Ascomycota; Sordariomycetes; Glomerellales; Glomerellaceae
Exons: 6
Coding region: 1-1347 (448 amino acids)
Cellular component (GO): membrane
Source: RefSeq, a predicted model, not a curated record
AUGUCGGCCACAGUUACAACUUUUCAGCCCCAUGCAUUGGAAGUUGAAUUGACUCAAAUCCAAUACGAUACAGAGACAGAAAGACGAAAUUCAGCUACCUGCCGGCGACGAGAAGCUUCCGCCAUUCCUCCAGAGUUCUCAUCCUUCACCGAACAAGUGGGAUUCCUCAUGUUUGCGAUCCAUCUUCCAGACAUAUUUGUUAACCAAAUCACCCUCAUCGACGCCCUCGAGACGAGCUCGCUCAACACAUCAUGGCUUAUUGGUUCAUUUCUCGUGGCUAACGGGGUUUCCGUCAUCAUUUCGGGUUCCCCGGCCGAUCUCAUCAGCCCGAAAUUCCUUACCUGUGCGGCCUUCAUCUGGUUUUCCCUAUGGAGUCUUAUUGCCAUGUCUGGCUUGGCGGUUGGGACUCUUUGCUCCGCAGCUAUGAGUAUGCUCGGGAGAGUUUAUGAUCCUGGUCUCCGGAGGAACCGAGUGUUUUCUCUGAUGGACGCCAUGAUUCCACUCGGGUUUUCUAUUGGAGUCAUGCAGGGCGGUGCCGGUCUGUCUCUCGCAUGUCUGGUCGCGGCUCUCUGGUGCAUCCCUGCUCUUCCCGUAGAAGCAUUGUCUUUGAAGGACUUUGACUACGUCGGUGCUGCUGCAAUAAUUCUUGCAUGCGGACUACUUAUCUUUGGUCUCACCCAAGAGUCGCCUACACACUGGACUCCUUACGCCUACGCCCUCGUCAUCGUUGGAGUUGCCUGUCUAGCCAGCUUCGGUCUGAUAGAGAGCCGAGUAUGUCAGCCGCUGAUAGAUAAUCGCCCCUGGACGACUCCCGUAUACUUUCCAUUGAUUCUGUCCUACUUUCUAGGAUAUAACGCUUAUGCAGAGGCCAGGCAAUUCUAUGCGCAAAAGUCACCCAUAAUUGUCGCCUGCUAUCUUCCUCCUAUCGGACACUUGAUCAUGAUGGGGAGCAUGAUUACAUUUGCCACAGGCCCUGCUUUGUUCUUACCUCAACAAGCGGGCACACUCUAUUGGACGCUCUUAUUUCCCUGCUUCAUCAUAAGCACCUUUGGGGCAGAUGUGUCGUUCGCAGCUGUCUCCGUGUUCAUUACAUCGAAUGUGCCCAGAUCGUAUCAAGGUGCUGCAGGGAGUUUGGUUAUCACUGCACAAACUCUUUUCACUGCUGUACUCGCAGCUUUAGGAGAAACUAUUGGUGGAAAUAACACAAGCCAACCAAGUGGCGCCCUGGAUUUGAUGUCACUGCGUUAUAUUUGGUGGUUGAGCCUGGCGACUGCGCUGACAGCGGCUUUCAUAUGUGCUUGCUUCGUUGGAACACCUAGGAGUGACGAGAAGGAGCAUGUAAGCUAA